This is a messenger RNA of Phytophthora nicotianae INRA-310, 276 nucleotides long. RefSeq lists its product as hypothetical. The record is from RefSeq and is a predicted model, not a curated record. The transcript has a single exon. NCBI's taxonomy places the organism in Eukaryota, Oomycota, Peronosporomycetes, Peronosporales, Peronosporaceae. The coding region runs from base 1 to 276 and encodes 91 amino acids.
AUGGAACGCUACUCCAAGGUCGGGCGUCGACGCCAUGCCAAAGUUGAUAUGAUUAUGUAUAAAGCGUCGACACCAUGGGCGAGCGUUGCGUCGGUCGCUUUCACACUCCAACACACUGUUGCUUACGCUACAUCAUCUCGCUCGACGAUGCCCGAGCACCAGGCUUCGAUAAGGCUUGUGUUCACGAUGAUGACGGGGAAGUCGAGGCUUAACAAACACUCGAAAGUGACCACAGUCUCCCUUCCUCAGUGUGUGUAUCGUGAUGUCGGAGAGUGA